Molecule: messenger RNA, 4568 nt
Organism: Phyllopteryx taeniolatus (common seadragon)
Lineage: Eukaryota; Metazoa; Chordata; Actinopteri; Syngnathiformes; Syngnathidae
Product: small conductance calcium-activated potassium channel protein 1-like
Exons: 10
Coding region: 2188-4326 (712 amino acids)
Biological process (GO): potassium ion transmembrane transport
Cellular component (GO): plasma membrane; neuron projection; neuronal cell body
Molecular function (GO): calmodulin binding; small conductance calcium-activated potassium channel activity
Source: RefSeq, a predicted model, not a curated record
CAAUAACAGGUUUGCUCGGUUGGGAAAACUCCAUUCAUCUUUCCUAAUUGGGAUUGCAGGACAGAAUUGAAGCGUGAGCUCCUUCUGGUGGUUUGUUUUGUUACUGCAUGCUGGCCCACUUAGAAAUGUUCAGUCCAUUCAAAGUCAUUCCACAUUCCCCAAAUUCCCACAUUUUUCAUUGUUCCGCAUUGUUCGAACUGUUGGGCUCAUUCAGGACAUACGGAACAAAUUCCCACAUUUUCCCAAUCAAAUUCUGGAAUGAGGAAAGAUUUGAAAUAUUUACCGCCUCCUUUUAAAGGAGCAGCCUUUCAGCUCUUCAGCAUUCACGCUGAAUUUUUCGACAGAAAUUGCAUUCUCUAGUUAUCAUUAUUAGGAUUAUAUUUUCAUCAUUAUGCAAAGCAGAAAAUCAACUGGCAAUUGUCCGUUGACCCCUCCUCGUUGGGGAGCUGCGAAUCCUCGUCGUUUAACAGCUGUAGCAAUUAGCGGCCCGCGAGCGCCUCGGCUUAAUUCCACUUAGCCGGGAUGCCAACGGGGGUGACGCAAUAACAACAGAGGAGACUAAAUGAAGAUGACUGGACACACACACACACACACACACACAAGAAUAGACAUGCUAAGAUAAGUCUUUUUUUGGCGCGCUUCUUGGCGGCAGGCUUGAAUUAAUUCAACCGGCUGGCAGAUGCGAGAUGUUUGGUGGAGGGCUAACAUCUGGCGGGACACUUCAUUAGGUACCCUCACCUCAUCUCAUCCGAUUCAAUCCCCCCCCCAAAAAAAGAAGAUAAUACUUGGGAUUCAUCAUGUCGCCAAGAUGUCAAUGAUGUCGUCGCCCCGGGAGCUUUUUCGAAUAUUUUCACCCGCUAGUGUAGCGACAUAAGCUAACUAAAGCAUUAGCGACAGCUGUUUUCGCCCACCAUGUUAAGUUAAUUAGGUCAAACUUUUGAGGCAGAAGAUGUGGGAAUAUCCGUUCCGCUCCAUUUUAGUUCCCGGCCCAUAGCUGUUAAAUUGGAUUCUUCCACCCCAAACUCAUCCAAGCAUGACUUUGAUGGGCAUGUGGGACCCUUAUGUGUUCGCUUCUCUCCCGCCCACCCAGGCCCACCCGGCCAUCCCACCCUGAAUACGAUUCUUUAUCCUGCUACUAGCCGUAUCCGCCUGCCCCCGCCGAUCCAUCUGUCGGGCGGAUUUGGAUAAAUAACCUUGCUGCAUGUCAUUGUUAUGAGUUUAGCGCUUAAUAUUCCACCUGUUCGGCUAAGAGGUGACAUAUUUGAUAUUUCAUAAGCGAGUAAGUAUUUGGUCUUGCUUGAUUAAAGUGUAAUCUUCCCAAUGGAUAGUCAGGAUUCUUAUAAUAACAAUACAAAUAUAGUCCAUUUGCUUUCACCCAAAACGGCAGACUUCCUGUCUUUUCAGGCAUAGAUUCUCGAAAAAAUUUUUUUUGCAGUCUACCCGUGAUAAAUGUGCCUAAAUGUUCCGAACUGAAAGCUGAUUUUGGAGGUUACAUUUUUCUUAAAUUGUUUCUCCAGGAGGAGUCCAUCUUGAAAUUGACCAACACGGCCCCUGGGAAAAAAAUGCCCGUGUGUUUUUGGGCAUGAUUUAUAGAGACUUUUUUGUGGGUGUACUCAAGGUAGACAUGUCUACCAAAUUUGAUGUCGCGAAGUCAAAGUGGCUUUUUUUCAAAACUUCCAUGACGACAAAGAAAAUCAAUUACAAUUGGGCCUUCGCACCGCUUGCUCGGGCCCGCAAUAGUGAUGUAAUAGUCAUUCUACCCAGGCUGAUUUUUGGCAACACAAACACACACACACACGCACGCACACACACACACACAGAUGAUUGUUUGCCUUUGCAACAUCUGCAAGUUGAGUCGGCGCUGUCACUCAGCCCAGCUUUGAGGAAGACGUCCUGAUGGCGGGACCGCGGCCAGCCAAGAGAAUAAAUGCAUGGGACAUGUAAUGGAUAAAAGUGUGUCCACGUGUGUGUGCGUGUGUGUGGUCACAUGUCAUCAUCAUAUGCGGAAAAGGUUGAUAACCUCUGCUGCAAUCGAUGGGAGGAGCUCUGGCAUGAGCAGGCUGCUGCUGAUGCACAGUGAGGACAUGCAUCAGGAGUUACUGUUUUAUUCCACAGGCAACAGCAUUUUUCCAAAUCUGAAGAAAUAGCAAGUAUAGCACUUGUUUUGUUAAAGUCAACCCUGUCAACAUGCACUCCUCCACGUCCAUGCUCAACAUUUCCCUGGUGGACGAAUGCGAGGUGGCGGACCAGCGUUCUCUGCUGCCUCCCCCCAGGACGCUUUCCCCCCACCGGGCCUGCCCCCCCCAGCGCGGGAUGCGCCCGUCCCUCCAGAGGUGUGCGGAUCGCACGGUGUGGCUGGACCGCACCCAGGCCAUGGCCACCAUGCCUUUAUACAACGGCCACCCGUGCGCCCGAGCCUCGCCGUGCUCCCCCAGGAGGGCCGACAAAGUCAAAUGCAAGGAGAAGAAACGGCAGAGUUGUCCGAGGAAGGAGCGAAAAGCCAAGAACUCGGCAGCUUCCAGAAUCCAGGAGAAGGGUUGCGCUUUUAAUGACGUGGCCCAUUGCGGGUCCCCCUUCAAAAGCUCCAGGAGGCCUCCGGUCCAGAGCCUCCAGAGGCAGGCUCGCCUCUCCUCAGAGAUGAGCCAGAGCCUCCCGGAGAUCAUCGUCACCAGCAGGGACGACGAGCCGCCCGAACCCGGCAAUGAGACGGAUCGGGAUCGGGGCCUCCUGCCCGGGGCGCCCCGCCCCUCCAGCCCCAAGCGCAAGGCGGAGGCCAAGGACGACCACUACUGGAAGACGCAUAGCAUCGGGUGGCGGCUGGUGCGCAGGAGGGCGCUCUUUCUACGUAGGCAGAGGCUGAACGACUGCGCUCUCGCCGUGGGGAUUUUCGGCGUGGUCAUGAUGGUCAUGGAAACGGAACUCUCCUGGAGCAUCUACAGCAAGAGCUCCGUCUACUCACUCACACUCAAAUCCAUCAUCAGCGUUUCCACCAUCAUCCUGCUGGGCCUCAUCGUAGCGUACCACUGCUGCGAGGUGCAGCUGUACGUCCACGACAGCAGCGCGGAGGACUGGCGCAUCGCCAUGACGACGGAGCGCCUGGCCCUGAUCGCGCUGGAGCUGGCGACGGCGGCCGUCCAUCCGUACCCGGUGGGCCUGCUGGCCUACUUGCAGCGGCGGACGCCGACGACGGCGGUGCUGUCCGAGACGGAGCUGGAGAUCGUGUUGGCGCUGCCCAUGUUCCUCAGGCUCUACCUGCUGGGCCGCGCCAUGAUGCUGCACAGCAGGCUCUUCACCGACACGGCGUCGCGUAGCAUCGGGGCGCUCAACAAGAUCCACUUCAACGCCCGCUUCGUGGGCAAGACCCUGAUGACCACCUACCCGGGCACCGUGCUGAUGAUCUUCAGCGUCUCCCUGUGGAUCGUGGCGGCGUGGGGGCUGCACGUAUGCGAGAGGCAUCACAACUACAGAGACCUGAGCAGCAACUACAUGGAGGCCCUGUGGAUGGUCUCCGUCACCUUCCUGUCUAUCGGCUACGGGGACGUGGUGCCUCACACCUACUGCGGUCGCAGCAUCUGCCUCCUCACCGGGAUCAUGGGGGCCGGCUGCACCGUCCUGGUGGUGGCGGUGGUGGCCAGGAAGCUGGAGCUGACGCGGGCCGAGAAGAACGUGCACAACUUCAUGAUUGACUCGCACAUCUCCAAACGGAUGAAGAUCGCGGCAGCAAACGUGCUGAGGGAGACUUGGUUCAUCUACAAACACACCAAACUCUCCAGGGAGAAAGACCACACCAUGGUGCGCAUGCACCAGCGCAAACUGCUGCUCGCCAUCCACCAGCUUCGGCGCGUCAAGGUGGACAAGAGGAUCCUGGCCGACCAAGGCAGCACGCUGGUGGACCUCUGCAAGGUGAGAGAGGCAAGUGCACACGCACGCUUUCUUGCGAAUCCCGAGCCGAGUGCGAACGCAGCGCUGCUUUGGGAACCCCUCAGUUGCAAACCACGCUGGGCGACGUGCUGGUCGAGGUGCAGGGCUGCCGGGCCGAGCUGGACACGCACGUCCACGGCCUGGAGAAGCACGUGGAGGAGCUGCGCGAGGGCUUCCGCGGCCUCAUGCCGCUGCUCGCCAGCACCUUGUCCACGCAGAACUCGUCCAUCCGCCACCUGCUGCGCGAGAGGGAGAAGAAGGGCGACGGUGCUGGCGGCAGCCAGGACAGGUAGAUGGGAAAGUGGGCGUCUGGCGCCCCCUGGAGGGAGGAGUAGUGUAUUGCGGAACAGGAAAAUGCUGCUCGUUGCAUUUGUUUCGUGCCACCACCAAUUGUGGCAAAUAUGAAGCGUCUUAUAACCAUAGAAGCAGAAAUGGAACAGAAAAGGGGUUCACAUCCGGCUGCUUAGAUCAAUAGGAGCAAAUGUACCACAAAAAUUCACAGUCCCAAUGUACAUUUGGCUUUUUUGUGUGUGAUGCCAAAUGUGAAAUAAAUUCCAUAGGAGUGGAAAAGGAGGUUUUUGCAAGCGGGCACUCUCCAUGUUGUAAUGUAACCGUAUGAUGAUGUCAUCAUUUCUAAUAAACACGUC